AUGUUGGAUGGAGCCGAGUGCUGGCUAGUCAAGAAAUCUCAUGUCCAGAAGAUGAAAGUAGCAGAAAUGAGGAUGUUAAGAAGGAUGUAUGGGCAUACCAGGAAAGACCAGGUUAGGAAUGAGGUUAUUAGGGACAAGGUGGGUGUGGCCCCGGUGGAAGACAAAUUGCGAGAAUCGAGGCUGAGAUGGUUCAGGCAUGUAAAAAGGAGAGACAUUAAUGUCCCGGUGAGGAGAUGCGAGAGGUGGACCAUAGCAAGGCAGAUGAGAGGUAGAGGAAGGCUAAAAAGUACUGCGAAGAGACAAUGGUACAACAACGAGGCAAAGGAUCUAAACAACCUGGCAGAGGUAAUCUUCCCCGGGAGGGAAGCAGAAAAUGAUAAGACUCACUCCCCAAGCUAG
Messenger RNA from Nicotiana tabacum (common tobacco), 399 nucleotides. The record is from RefSeq and is a predicted model, not a curated record. Lineage: Eukaryota; Viridiplantae; Streptophyta; Magnoliopsida; Solanales; Solanaceae.